Messenger RNA from Cladophialophora yegresii CBS 114405, 1638 nucleotides. RefSeq lists its product as uncharacterized. The transcript has 2 exons. Lineage: Eukaryota; Fungi; Ascomycota; Eurotiomycetes; Chaetothyriales; Herpotrichiellaceae. The record is from RefSeq and is a predicted model, not a curated record. Gene Ontology annotation, cellular component: cytoplasm. Bases 1 to 1638 code for a protein of 545 amino acids. Gene Ontology annotation, molecular function: phosphoprotein phosphatase activity.
AUGACCAGAAGAAUUGUCCGCACCGGAAUACAAUUGAGCGUGUUCAGCGUCUUCCUUUUCAUCAUCAUCGUCUUCCUCGAUAACCGGUACCGCGUCCUCCCCAAUGCCAUCCACAGCCAUCUGCCCGCCCAUCACCCAGGCUUCGUGGUCACAGACCUUACCGUCGUGACCUGCUCCUCUCUAAACCCCUUCAGCAAAUGCACCGUCGACGGGCCCGACUGGCACCGCAUAAACAAAGACCUCUACUUGGGCAAAGGCUACGUCUCCUCCGCCUACCUGGUCGUCAAGCGCAAGCCAGAAGACGACCUGUCGGCCCACGAAGAAGUCGUCACGGACUUGAGAAUUGGGCGACUGCAACCGUCCUCUGUCGACCCGACUGCCAAGGAUGAGCGCUGGGAAUCUCGGCCGGCGGGCAUCUGGGUCAAAUUGUCGACCAAGCGCCACGCAGCCGACAUGGUCACAGGCGUGGACGUGCUCUUCGGCGCCGACGCCGUCGACCCGCGCUCGAACUGGCAAGUCCAGGACCUAUCCCUGUUCCUCGACGCAGACCGCGACAGCGCGGAGCCACGGCUCACCGUGCGGCGAGGCCCCGCACUGAAAGUCGAGAAACCCGUGCCCCGAAUCCGCAAGGACGGCAAGUUCAAAAUCAUGCAAGCCGCAGAUCUACAUCUCGCCACUGGACUGGGAAAAUGCCGCCAUGCUCUACCUGAAGGCCAGCCAUGCGAGGCCGACCCGCGCACCCUAGAUUUCAUUGCCCGCAUGAUCGAAGAGGAGAAGCCAGAUUUCGUCGUCCUCACGGGCGAUCAAGUGAACGGGGACACCGCACCGGACGCCCAAACCGCCAUCUUCAAAUACAGCGAGAUGUUUGCCCGGCAUCGAAUCCCCUACGCCGGGAUCUUCGGCAACCACGACGACGAAGGCAAUCUUAACCGUGCGGAGAGCAUGGCCGUCAUGGACGGCCUCCCGUUCUCCAUGUCAACCGCCGGGCCCGAGGACGUUGAGGGCGUUGGAAACUAUUACGUCGAGAUCCUCGGGCGGGGCAGCACCUCACACUCAGCACUGACGCUCUACCUGCUCGACACGCACAGUUACUCGCCGGACGAGAACCACUACCACGGCUACGACUGGCUCAAGCCCUCACAGAUCGACUGGUUCAGGACGACCGCGCAGUCCCUCCGCCGCAAACACAAGGAAUACACCCACAUCCACAUGGACCUGGCUUUCAUCCACAUUCCUCUCCCCGAAUACCGGAACCCAGACGGCCUCAGCCACGUGGGCAACUGGACCGAGCCGCCCACCGCGCCGGCGUACAAUUCGAACUUCAAGGACGCGCUGCUCGACGAGAACGUCCUGCUCGUGAGCUGUGGCCACGAUCACGUCAAUGACUACUGUCUCCCUUCGCUGGGUCGGGACAAGAAACCGGCGCUGUGGAUGUGCUACGGCGGGGGUGCUGGCUUUGGAGGCUACGGCGGCUACUACGGCUAUCAUCGACGGGUCCGCUUCUUCGAGAUGGAUAUGAAUGAGGCGAGGAUCACGACGUGGAAGAGGCUGGAGUGGGCCGAGACCGAGGCCGCGCUAAAACAGAGGGUUGAUGAGCAGAUUGUGGUGGACGGUGGUAGGGUUGUCACGGGGAUGUAG